This is a messenger RNA of Diversispora eburnea, 525 nucleotides long. NCBI's taxonomy places the organism in Eukaryota, Fungi, Glomeromycota, Glomeromycetes, Diversisporales, Diversisporaceae. The record is from the annotation of a GenBank genome assembly.
AUGUAUGGUACAAAAACUACUCGCAGUAUUCGCAAUAAGCAAGCUUUAACUAAUGGAGGUAUGCUUUCGUCUGCAUUGAAUAGGAAAAUAGAAGAAACUGAUCCACUCCUUAUUGAUGCCAUCGCCCAAGUGGAUGUAUUUCAUGAUCAAGAAGAUUAUUAUACUAACUAUGUACGAAAGCAAAUCGUUGAUCGGAGGUUAGAAGAACCCUGGUUAGAAAGUGAUAUUCCUAGUAGAAGUUUUUUGGAAAAUGAUCCCAGAGGGAAACAGAUUGGACCUGAUAUUAAUAAAAUUUCAAAGCAAAUACAACAACGUAAGACUGAUUUUAACAUAGGAAUGGGUAGUAAUGCCGAUACACAGGAUAAUACCCAUGUUUUUUCUACACAAAGAGAAGAGAAAAUUAAUGAAGUAGCCCCACCCAGUGAAACUAAUUAUUAUACUAAUUCUGGCAAUAAUGCACCUUCUUAUGUGCCGUGGUGUCAUGUUAUGGGAGAAACUAAAUUACCUGUACAAAAAUAUGGCAAG